AUGAACCUAGUACCUCCAGAAGACACAAAUUCCCUUGCCCACCACACAGGCAUAAAGAAAUUCCCGACACUGCAAUACCCUGAUAUCUCUUCACGCGCAAAGUGGUCUGUGUCUUCUUACAAAUUUGGGUUUGGCGCGGAAUGCCUUCUGGAUGGCGAUCCUGACACUUUCUGGCACUCGGAUGGCCCUCAGCCGCAUUAUAUUACCAUUGAAUUUCCCAGAAAAAUGGCUAUUCAAAAAAUAAGCAUUUACCUCAAUUUCCCCCUCGACGACUCUUACACUCCAUCUACAUUGGCUAUACGCGCUGGAACGGGCCUCAGUGACUUGCAAGAUGUUCGCAUCGUCACUUUAGAUAAACCUGAUGGUUGGAUCACCUUCGAUGUUUCAUCCGAGCCAAAUGAAGACGGUGAUGGCCUCAACCCAGUUUAUGCCUACGUUCUGCAAAUUAUUGUGGCUGCUAACCACAUGAGUGGCAAAGAUACCCAUGUUCGCGGUUUACGCGUCCUCGGACCAAUAGACGAAAGCUCCGCUAUCGAUGAUGACCCAUUCCCAUUCCAAUCGCCUGCAUUUAAAAUGUAUGAAACAAUUCGGUAA
Psilocybe cubensis is the source of this 594-nucleotide messenger RNA. RefSeq lists its product as uncharacterized. The transcript has 5 exons. Gene Ontology annotation, cellular component: anaphase-promoting complex. Gene Ontology annotation, biological process: anaphase-promoting complex-dependent catabolic process; protein K11-linked ubiquitination. Bases 1 to 594 code for a protein of 197 amino acids. The record is from RefSeq and is a predicted model, not a curated record. NCBI's taxonomy places the organism in Eukaryota, Fungi, Basidiomycota, Agaricomycetes, Agaricales, Agrocybaceae.